Aspergillus ochraceoroseus IBT 24754 is the source of this 3717-nucleotide messenger RNA. RefSeq lists its product as uncharacterized. The record is from RefSeq and is a predicted model, not a curated record. The coding region runs from base 496 to 3483 and encodes 995 amino acids. Gene Ontology annotation, biological process: proteolysis. Gene Ontology annotation, molecular function: serine-type endopeptidase activity; palmitoyltransferase activity. The transcript has 6 exons. NCBI's taxonomy places the organism in Eukaryota, Fungi, Ascomycota, Eurotiomycetes, Eurotiales, Aspergillaceae. Gene Ontology annotation, cellular component: membrane.
UGAUCCAGCCUUGGGUGCAAGAUGCUGACGAAGCUUUCUGCUCGAUCCGCAACCCAAAAAUAGUCUCGUCCACAAAAAGGCCAGCCUAACCCUUUUGAAUCCACAGCAACAGUUUCUUCUUGGGCCUUUCAUCGUCCUUCCUGUCGCUUUAUUUGACAGUUUUAGCCCUUCGUUCAUUUGUCUGGCAAUAUCUCCAGUUCAACCAUUAAUCUUUGUCCUAGCCUCCCCACGUUGUGCGUGGCGUCCUUCAUUCCUCCGGUUCAGGUCCCCGCAACCUUAGGGGUUGUUUAUCACGGGUGCCUGAAACUCCUUUAAAACUGCUCAACGGCCCCCCCAUCCAUCAUCCAGAAGAGCAAAAUACUCAGAUAUAACUCACUCAGGCGGUGAACGCUCCGUCAAUUACAUUUCAAGAUAAAUAACCCUCACCGACGCAGGAGGACUACAACCACCUCCUAUCCCUUGCGGCAGUCCACCACCCACGGCUGACCCAUCGAGAUGGCCGCCCACGGCUACUACAACGGCGCGUACAAUAGCCCUCCUGCCUACGACCAGGCCGUUCCUGCGACAGACCCGUACAACAAAAUCUCACCGGCCCCGAGCCCAGUGAGCCACAACAACAACAGCAGCAGCAGUCCAUAUGACCAUAAUCCCGAACCCGAUCAUCACCUCCGGUACAGUCAACAAUCGAUAGGCUCGGAGAAUGGGACGUACGUUGCUGGAGGAAGGUUAAAUGAACAAGACCAAUAUGCGGAGAAUAUUCCUUUAAAGUCUCAAUCCCCAUACUCCAAUGCUCCUCCGCCUCAGGGGUGGAUGCAACAGCCGACUCAGUAUCAACCUGGAACUGGAAUGAUGGACCCGCAAAGCCCUCGUGGCCGGAGGAGGAAAGGGUUUUUCAAAAAGAAGAUUGCGAUUGUGACGUAUCUUCUUACGUUUGCCCAAAUCAUCGUCUUUAUCGUGGAGUUGGUGAAAAGUGGUCAACUCACUGGUACCCCGAUCGAGAUCAAGCCGUCGUUCAAUCCGAUGAUUGGUCCUUCCCCGUACAUCCAGAUCCACAUGGGUGCUCGCUUCACCCCGUGUAUGAAGAAUGUUCCUGGUGUGCAAAAUAGCGAUGCCACCCUUAGCUUCCCUUGUCCGAACGCUACGACGACGGCCUCAGAAUGCACGCUAUCCGAACUAUGUGGUUUCAACGGAGUGCCAAACCCCCAUGCCGGUGGGUCUCUCGACGACCGUCCGGAACCCAACCAGUGGUUCCGAUUCAUUAUUCCGAUGUUCCUACACAGUGGCUUCAUCCAUAUUGGGUUUAACCUGAUUGUACAGCUGACGAUGGGAGCCGAUAUGGAGCGCAUGAUUGGAUGGUGGCGGUACACUAUCGUCUACUUAUCUAGCGGUAUCUGGGGGUUUGUUCUCGGAGGAAACUAUGCGGGGCAAGGAGAGGCGUCGUGCGGCUGUUCAGGCGCACUUUUUGGAAUCCUCGCACUCUUUGUCUUGGAUCUUCUCUAUAGCUGGAACGAACGUCAGUCGCCCUGGGUUGAGUUCAUUAUCAUGAUCCUCGGCAUCGUUGUAUCCUUUGUCCUUGGUCUUCUCCCCGGGUUGGAUAACUUUUCCCACCUUGGAGGAUUCACCAUGGGUCUUGCUCUUGGUCUCUGUCUGAUGAGGUCUCCAAACGCACUGCGUGAGCGAAUUGGGCUUGCGCGCAGCCCGUAUGUUGCUAUGAGUGGUGGCAUUGGUACCGAAGCGCAAAACGCCAACCUCAUGAACGCCAAGGCGACAGAGCCCCCAGGGAGAUUCAACCCCAAGGCCUUCUUCAGCGGCCGAAAGCCGCUUUGGUGGGCUUGGUGGUUAGUCAGACUUGGCGCUUUGGUUGCUGUCCUUGUUGGAUUCAUUCUUCUUAUUGUGAAUUUUUACAAGUAUCCCAGCUCAAACUGUUCCUGGUGCUACAGACUGAGCUGUCUGGAAUCUUACCUGCUAUACCGUAUCGACUUCACAGCCAGAUUUUGGGCUCGCGAUGGCUACGUUGGCUCGCCGGCCCAGGGCAUGGGCUCUGCGGUGCGAACGGUACUGCUGUAUGGCCUACCAAGCUCAAUCCUAGGGGUCGUUCUCUAUCUCUGCCUGAAUAUAUCGUAUACUACCGCUGUUUUCACGGACCCGGGGUCGCCACUGGGUGGACGGGGGAACAGAAACGGUCAACACCAGUACAGCGCGCUGCCGAUUACCGAGUUGCCAGAGUAUACCUCAUAUACCGUGAAUUCGACAGGCGGGUCGAGAUUCUGCAAGAAAUGCCAAUCGCCUAAACCGGAUCGGGCGCACCACUGCUCGACUUGUAAACGAUGCGUGCUAAAGAUGGAUCACCACUGUCCUUGGCUGGCGACAUGUGUUGGACUCUAUAAUUAUAAAGCAUUUUUACUGUUUCUGAUAUACACUUCCUUGUUUUGCUGGGUGGAUUUCGCCGUCGCAGCGAUCUGGAUCUGGACAGAGGUUUUGAACGAGACGAGGUAUAUAGAUGGUAUCUUGCCUGUGAACGUGGUCCUGUUGUCUAUUUUGGGGGGCAUUAUCGGAUUGGUUUUGACUGGAUUUACCGCCUGGCAUAUCAGCCUUGCCGUCCGUGGCAUCACGACGAUUGAGAGUCUAGAGAAAACACGCUAUGUGUCCCCAUUGCGGAAGGCGCUGGAUCGCCACCGUUACGAGCAUCUACUGGGCAGCGACCAGGAGGGACCUGGAGGCGGCGGUCAGGAUAGUUUCAGUCGAAGACUCCAGAACUACGGUGGCCAGAUCUUAGAAGCGCACGCUAAUGCUAUUCCUGGUGUCACCCGCCCAGAGGAAGGCGAAGAGCGCACAUCUCCGGCGCCUUGGCCUACCCCAACGGCGCAGUCAACUCCCAGCCCUGGAAUGGAGCAGUUCACACCAGCCCAACAAGCAUUAUCCCGAUCAUAUGCGGAGCUAGAACGCCAACGCGAACACGACCGGUACCAGGAUUACCUCGCCGAAGUCGACAACGAGAAAAUGCCAAGCGCGUUCGAUCUAGGCUGGCGACAGAACCUCCUACAUUUAUUUGGUGACCGCCCCUGGCUGUGGCUGGUCCCGAUCUGCACAACCCCAGCUGACGGUUGGCACUGGGAACCAAGUUCUAAAUUCCUCGAAGCCCGUGAACGGGUACGCCAGAGGCGAGAACAAGCACAGGCCGAGCAAAUGCAACAAGAUCGAGACCUAUACCAACGCAACAUGAACAACGCCCGCAGUUGGCUCGGUUCAGAGCUUCCACAGGGCUGGACACCCGACCAGCCAUUGGGCGGACUGCACGACCCCGAGCGACCAGCGACAGGCGUCUCAAUGAAGACUCUGGCCCCGAGGUCCCCGCGGCCGCGACCGGGGGAUAGCGAUUAUGGGGAAGAUUUUGAAGAGGGCCAGAAUUUGUCCUUGGGUUCUGGGCCAGAAAAUAAGGCCGCAACGAAUGGUAAUGAGGAUGACUGGCGUGAUUGGGAUUAGGGGCAUUGAUUGCAUUGUUGCUAGGUGUUGGCCGGUACAUUUUGUAUAGUUAAUGGGCGUUAUCUGGAAGGUGUUCUUCUAGCUAAUGCAUCCAAUUUUAAAUCAUGUAGAAUAUCUUUGAAGCUGCACUGUAAUUGACUGUUUUCUACGACCGCGGAAGUUGUUAGUGUAAGCAUCGGAGCAUCACACGCGAUAUAUUAUUAUUUAUUCCCUUGGAAAUAUGGGCGAUAUAAC